UUGAAACCUUUGUCCCCCACAAAAACAAAUAUGGCAAUCAUAAUCGAACAUGGGUGCCACCCCAUAUAGUUGACACUUUAUCUCCUCCAAAAUCCAGCUACUCCUACUCUCAUAAUCAUAAUUAAAUAUAUAUAAGAUCUAGCUUAAACCAAAAAUCCCCCAAUCGAUGAGACCCAACUCUAAAAUUCUCCUCCGAAAAUGCGUACUUGCUUUAUUGCCAUCACCAUUUUUCUCCUCUGCCUCCUCCCGAGGACUAGCCAAGCUGCAGGCUACCUAAGCACUGCAAGCCAGUUCUUGUUACCCCAGAAUGCAGCUCGUGCCGCACUGAGGAUGCCGCCGUUGGUCUGGGAUUCAAACCUCGCACGGUAUGCACAAUGGUAUGCCAACCAGAGAAGGUAUGAUUGUGACCUGAGGCACUCUAACGGACCUUAUGGUGAGAACAUAUUUUGGGGCAGUGGCAGGGGGUGGAGUCCUGCUCAGGCAGUCACUGCCUGGGUCUCCGAGCGAAAAUGGUAUAAUUAUUGGUCUAAUUCUUGCGCUGGGGAUCAAGAAUGUGGACAUUAUACUCAGAUUGUUUGGAGGAAGACAAGAAGAGUUGGGUGUGCUAGAGUUAAUUGUUUUGGUGGUAAGGGAGUUUUCAUGACCUGCAAUUAUGACCCUCCUGGGAACUUCAUUGGAGAAAGGCCUUACUGAAUGUCUUUAAUAAUGGAAUUUUGCAAAAGCGAAUUUCAAUAUUGUUGUAUUCUUAGUGGGAUUUUAUUGUUUGGUGAAUGGUUUUAUUUUAUA
This is a messenger RNA of Hevea brasiliensis (rubber tree), 786 nucleotides long. Its product is annotated as pathogenesis-related protein PR-1. The record is from RefSeq and is a predicted model, not a curated record. Gene Ontology annotation, cellular component: extracellular region. Lineage: Eukaryota; Viridiplantae; Streptophyta; Magnoliopsida; Malpighiales; Euphorbiaceae. The coding region runs from base 199 to 693 and encodes 164 amino acids. The transcript has a single exon.